Messenger RNA from Pteropus alecto (black flying fox), 1339 nucleotides. RefSeq names its product NFKB inhibitor like 1 (gene NFKBIL1). Lineage: Eukaryota; Metazoa; Chordata; Mammalia; Chiroptera; Pteropodidae. Gene Ontology annotation, biological process: canonical NF-kappaB signal transduction; negative regulation of toll-like receptor signaling pathway. The transcript has 5 exons. Gene Ontology annotation, cellular component: nucleus. Bases 131 to 1339 code for a protein of 402 amino acids. The record is from RefSeq and is a predicted model, not a curated record. Gene Ontology annotation, molecular function: protein binding.
GCCCGCUCACAUCGCCAAGCGCAGAGCUUUCCCAGUCAGAAGGUCUAGGAGUGAGGGCAGGGGAGAAGAGCAGUAUUUGGGAGAGGAGGCAUAGAGGGGUUGAGAAUGGAGUGAUAAGACCAAGAGUUCAAUGGCUUCCACUUCCCGCCGCCAACGCCGAGAGCAUCGUUUCCGCCGUUACUUGUCUUCAGGUCGGCUAGUUCGGGCCCAGGCCCUCUUCCAACGACACCCAGGCCUUGAUGUAGAUGCCGGGCAACCCCCUACACUGCACCGUGCCUGUGCGCGCCACGAUGCUCCGGCCUUGUGCCUGCUUCUUCGGCUCGGAGCUGACCCUGCCCACCAGGACCGCCAUGGGGACACAGCGCUGCACGCUGCUGCCCGCCAGGGCCCUGAUGCCUACACGGACUUCUUCCUACCACUGCUGAGUCGCUGUCCUUCUGCUAUGGGAAUAAAGAAUAAGGAUGGGGAGACCCCUGGGCAAAUUCUGGGCUGGGGACCCCCCCGGGAUUCCACUGAAGAGGAGGAAGAAGAUGAGGCCUUCAGGGAGCGUGAAUGGAGGCAGAAGCUUCAGGGAGAGCUAGAGGACGAAUGGCAGGAGGUCAUUGGGAGGUUUGAAGAUGACGCUUCGCUUGAGGCCCAGGAACCAGAGUCCUUCUCAGCCUGGUCAGAUCGCCUGGCCUGGGAACAUGCCCAGAAGCAGCAGCAGCAGCAGCAGCAGCAGCGUGAAGCAAAGGGAACCUGCCGACCCCCACGGGCUGAGGGCUCCAGUCACAGCUGGUGGCAACAGGAGGAGCAGCGGAUCUUCCGAGAGCGAGCCAGGGCCAAGGCGGAAGAUCUGUGUGAGAGCCGGGCCAGGAGGGAGCAGGAUGCUCACCGGGACCAAGGGCUGAAGCCAGCCAGGGCUGGGUCUGGGGUAGAGCACCCCAGCGGAGGAGGGAGAGGCAGCCUCUGGCGCUUUGGAGAUGUCCCUUGGCCCUGCCCUGGGGGAGGGGACCCAGAGGCCAUGGCUGCAGCCUUGAUGGCCAGGGGGCCCCCCUUGGAGGAGCAGGGAGCUCUGAGGAGAUACUUGAGGAUCCAGCAGGUUCGCUGGCACCCUGACCGAUUCCUACAGCGAUUCCGAAGCCAGAUUGAGACUUGGGAGCUGGGCCGUGUGAUGGGAGCUGUGACAGCCCUUUCUCAGGCCCUGAAUCGGCACGCGGAGGCCUUUUUUGAAAGAGUGAAAAACUGCAGGGAUUGCAGCCUUAGGGCCAGGGCAGUAGAAAGGGGCUUUCCCUUUGCUGAGUCACUGAAUGGUCCGAUUUGGGGGCAGCUGGAGCUGGAGGACCAUAGGAGGCUGUGA